GCUGUUCUCCCCGCGACCACGACCACCGCGCGUUACUCGUUAUCGCCUGACCUUCCUUGUUCUUUACCUCCACCAUCCCCGAGCCCCAGUGAACUUCUCGCACAGCACUCAGAGCUGACAUCAUGGCCAUCGAAGUCUUACCACUGCCCAUUCCCCCGACCGCCGAUCCCGAGAAACUCAAGGACUUCGGGAGAGAGGUCAAGGGCGUGAACCCGGGCGCACUGAGCCCGGAGGAGUUCAAAGAAGUCCACGAUCUCCUGUACAAGCACGGUGCGCUCUUGUUCCGAAACGUGGACCUCACGCCUGAGCAGCAGUAUGCGCUGACGAAGGCGUUUGAUCCCGCUUCCGAGAGCUACGGUCACGGAAACAAGAAGACUGAGGGCGAGAAGAAGUCUAUCCUGCACCCUGACCUGAAGACGAUUCCUCGUGUUCCUCAGGUGCAGCUCAUCGGCAACGGCACUGUUUACAACCAUGAGGGCCUCGCUGAGGCAAUGCUGAAGCACCCCUCGCACACAACCUUCCAUAAGACGAGGGUCUCAGCAGAGGACGAAGAGAAGGGCUAUACUCGCUACUACCGCUGGCACAUCGAUGCUGCACUGUAUGAUCUUUCUCCUCCGAAGGUGACUACACUCUACGGUGUGACCGUCCCACAGGGACCCCACCAGACCGUCCGCUAUGAUGACGGCACGAGCGACGAGCUUGAGGUUCCUCUGGGAACCACGGCAUUCGUCAGCGGCAAGACGAUGUUCGAUAUUCUUCCACCGGAGCUCAAGAGCGUCGCGGUCCGGACGAAGGUCAAGUACGCGCCGCAUCCAUAUGUCUGGAUGGCCCCUGCACGCGCUCUCCCGACCGGACUUGGGAUCCUGUCUGAAGGUCUCGAGAUGUCGUACGACGAACUUCCGCCAUGGGAAGAGUCUAGGAUCAAGGUCCUGCCAAUGGUAUGGAAGAACCCAGUCACUGGACACCUGCACUUCCAAGUGCACCCUUGUGGGGUGUCCGAGCUAUUGAUUGACCCGCUCCCGGAGGGCACGAAGCGAGAGGGUGCGCUCUACCCAGAUGGUGCACGCCUGGCAGACCUCAAGGAAGUCAGAGAGCUUCUGUACAAAAUGCAGCGUCCUGCGAUCGCCCCCAACCUUGUGUAUCCUCACGACUGGCACGAGAAGGAUCUUGUUCUCUUCCACAACCGCGGUGUCCUUCAUACUGUCGUCGGCGCCUUCAAGAAGGAUCAGGUCCGUGCCUUCCACCAGUGCAACCUGGCUGCCUCCGAUGACCCCGCCGGCCCAAGCGCGGAGGACGUCAAGACGUGGGCGUAAGCUGCUUUGCGCAGCCUGGCGACGAUGCAUCGGAGGUGCCAUUUAUGUCACAAUAUCUGCAUUGUAGUGUACACAACAUCGUCGGUUUCGAGUGUCACGGACAACUUGAGUGCAAA
Messenger RNA from Dichomitus squalens LYAD-421 SS1, 1429 nucleotides. RefSeq names its product Clavaminate synthase-like protein. Bases 123 to 1313 code for a protein of 396 amino acids. Gene Ontology annotation, molecular function: oxidoreductase activity. Lineage: Eukaryota; Fungi; Basidiomycota; Agaricomycetes; Polyporales; Polyporaceae. The record is from RefSeq and is a predicted model, not a curated record. The transcript is spliced from 6 exons.